This is a messenger RNA of Medicago truncatula (barrel medic), 2217 nucleotides long. Its product is annotated as LEAF RUST 10 DISEASE-RESISTANCE proteinUS RECEPTOR-LIKE PROTEIN KINASE-like 1.2. NCBI's taxonomy places the organism in Eukaryota, Viridiplantae, Streptophyta, Magnoliopsida, Fabales, Fabaceae. The record is from RefSeq and is a predicted model, not a curated record. Gene Ontology annotation, biological process: protein phosphorylation. The coding region runs from base 792 to 2078 and encodes 428 amino acids. The transcript has 2 exons. Gene Ontology annotation, molecular function: protein kinase activity; ATP binding.
GAUGAUUUACUUUACACUCUAAUUUUCUUCUAUUUGUCGACUUUUGCUUCUUCCUGCGACCUUCCAUCUUUUGCCACAAACACUUCUUCAUCCUCCAUUCCUUCCUUUCCAUCAGGUGAUAAUUUGUCACAAUUGUUUAAAAUUUUCUGCUUUACGCGCUUCUUUCACUAUAGAGAACGUUCCUUGCUAGUAGCUAUAACAGAUCUUCAAUAUUUUGGAAGAAUGCUUGGUUUAAUUGUUACCCUUUUGUUUAUUUUGGUUAAUCCUCACAAAAAAUUAGCACCCAUUUCUUUUGAUCCUAAAAAGUUUCCAUUUUUAUUCAAAACCACACAAUUAUGAAGAAUCUUUAAAUUUUACCUUUUUAGAUCACUUUGAGGUUAUUUAGCUGUCAAAUUUUAAUACUGUUUCUAUCAAUGUCAAUACUUAGAUCAAUUUGAUUUUUUGUUUUGUGGAAUGGUUAUUGGUGAGUGUGAAUUUUCUAUGAAUCUGGGUUUGUUUAAGGGAAUUUUCUAAGAUUUCUAAAUAUGUAAAUUAAGCUGCUUAAAUCUUACGACCACUUUUUCAAAAGUUGUGGUACUUAACAUAGAUAUAAGCCGUGUCUGACUCUCCGUCAGUGUUGUCAAAUAGCAGUGUUAUAGCACUAUAGUGUGGCGGAAAUUUUAACCGCUGUUAUUAUUCUACGCUACACGAUUUAGUACAGAGUAUUUUUAAAUAGCAGCUAUAGCAUUGUAGCAUAGCGUAAUUUGAAUAAAUCGCUAUUUUCUGUGAUCUGCGAUUGACAACACUUAGUGAUGCCGAUUUUCUCUUUUUUGUGUCACUGUUUUUCCCCUGAUGGAAAUGGAAAGAAAAACAACCCUUCAUUAACAAGGGGUUUUGAGGAGAAAUGUAGCAAUUUCGGGGCUGUGAGUUCUGAGAAGGCAAUCAACAAUGAUCAAAUGGUGUCUGUAGAUUCUAAGGUUACAAGCAAAUGUGAUGAGUCAGUUCCGGUGAAUGUGAUUUCUGAGUUACCAAGUAGUCACGGUGCUGAAGCAUUGAUGAUUGAUUCUGAGGUCCAGAACAAUCAAUGCAACAUUACUGAGAGUGAGAUAUUCAAGUAUUCUGAACUUGAAGAAGCUACCAGUAACUUUGACAAUAGUAGAAUACUUGGGAAGGGAGGCUAUGGAACAGUUUACUCUGGAACACUUAAAGAUGGGCGUCUUGUUGCAAUAAAGCGCUUACAUAAAGACAAGUUCAAGAUGUUAAGGUUACAUGAUAACAAGCUUGAGGAGGAAACAUUAAGAAAGUUCAUCAAUGAAGUUUCAAUGUUAACUCGCAUGAGGCACGCAAAUCUUGUCCAACUUUAUGGUUGCACCUCUCCUCAGACACGUGAGCUACUUCUCGUGCAAGAAUACGUUCCGAAUGGAACUGUGUCUUGUCGUCUUCAUAAACACACGUUCCCGUGGCCUGCUCGAUUAAACGUCGCAUUACAAACUGCAAGUGCAUUGGCUUAUCUUCAUGCUUCCAAUGUUAUCCACCGUGAUGUGAAAACUAGUAAUAUUCUACUUGACAAGAGUUUGAAUGCCAAGGUAGCAGACUUUGGAUUGUCGCGCCUUGUGCCAAACGGCGCCACUCAUGUUACGACCGAUCCUGCUGGAACUCCUGGUUAUAUUGAUCCAGAGUAUUACGAACAUUGUCAUCUUUCGGAUAAAAGCGAUGUUUACAGCUUCGGAGUGAUAUUGGUUGAGUUGAUAUCCUCUUUGCCAGCAUUUAGUGAGGAUGAAAAACUUUCUUUUCUUUCUGAUUUCGCUAUGGAUAAAAUCCUUAAGGGACAACUCGAAAAGCUUGUCGACCCGACUCUUGGAUUUCAAUCAGACAAUUGGGUAAGUCAAACGGUAGGUGCAGUGGCAGAGUUAGCAUUUGCCUGUUUACAACCUCAAAGAGACAUGAGACCUUCCAUGAGUGAGGUUUUCAAUACUCUUGAAAGCAUAAAAAGUGGAAGCUCUCAAAAAGCACUUAAAUGGGGUUCAAAUAAUUGUUAUAAUGCUACCAAAGUUCACAUUGUGUCGCGUUUGCCAGAUGAUUAUUUUGAGAAGAAAUAACAUCAGAGUUGGAAUACUAUAUUUUUUUGUUACAGAAUUGGAAUACUAUAUGCUCAUGUAUACUGAUUUCAACAUCUAUAUAUACUAUCAAUAUAAAUACUAAUUAUUUAUGUAUGCUUUCAAUUAUUUCAUGGUUCUA